AUUUGUUAUCAGUUGCUCUCAAGAUUUUUCCACCAUUAGUCGGAAGAUAUCUAAGUAAAAAAAAAAAAAUUGCUAAAGAGUUUCGUAUUUUUUAUUAUAAACGAAACAUUAAAAAAUAUUAAAGCAAAGACAUUCGAUAUAAAGAACUCCAUUAAAAAUUCUGUUAGCUAUGAGUGGUUUAAGCUUUUCAAUCUUUGUCUUAGUAAUAUUUUGCAGUUAUGCUGCUUGCACUUCAGAAUCAAAACGGAGUGAACAUCACCGUCAGCUUGCCAAGAGCUUUGGAUUACCCCACGUGAAACAAUCGACGCAUCAACAUAAGCCCCAGCAAAAUAAAGUUGGCUAUGCACUGAAGGCUGAACCACGUUUUAAACGUUCACAAUAUGAGCUUUUGGGUAUUGGAGACGGCGGAAAAUUAUCAGAGGCUGCAGAGCUUAAUGAAUUGAUUGAAGAAUUGAACGAUAAUGGGCUAUUGCAGUCGGCAUCGCUGGCAUCGCAGGCACCGAUGGGGAAAGUAUUGAAUGAAAUCGAUGUAGACAAUUUGCCACCGGUUCUCUAUGUGAUGUUGUUGGAGAAGCUUAAGGAAUUGCGUCAUGAACGGCAACUUGCUACUACUAGGCGUACACCACGACUUGGUCGCAGUAUUGAUUUUCAAUUGUUUGACGCAGCCGCCGUUGCUGAUAGUUUAGCACGUGAUUUCGAAACUACCAAUGAUGAUAAUUACAGGGCUUCACAUUUAUAUGUACCGCGCGUGAUGAAAAAAUCCGUGCCUUUUAAGCCACGUCUCGGAAAGCGGUCACAAGUGUGCGAUUAAGGUAUGUUAUUCCCCUUAAACGACAGUGCAAUGCGAGCAGUGCGCGGCUAGAAGAAGAAGAGAAUUGCUAACAGUUUCUUCGCGUAACCCUUUAUUAGCGUGAUUUCUUUUGCAUUUGUUGUGGCACAUUUUCCAAAAUCGGGAGGAAUUAAAAUGUUUUUGUUUGAAUACUUGUUUGUUUUCCUGUUUUAGUUCUCA
Molecule: messenger RNA, 1009 nt
Organism: Glossina fuscipes
Lineage: Eukaryota; Metazoa; Arthropoda; Insecta; Diptera; Glossinidae
Gene: Hug
Product: protein hugin
Exons: 3
Coding region: 170-811 (213 amino acids)
Source: RefSeq, a predicted model, not a curated record